AUGUCUUCAAAGAUAUCAGAUGAGAAAGUGCAAAUAUGCGCCUCGUUUCUGCAGGAACAUCUCAGCAACCACCAAUCUCACCAGCAAUGCCCCCUCGUCGUUGGAUUGAACGGCAUGCAAGGCGUUGGCAAGACAACACUGGUGGCAUCAUUGGCGGAAAGACUCAAUAGAGAUGGCAUAAGCACAGCCGUUUUCAGCAUUGAUGACUUUUACUUGACACACGAAGAGCAAUUAAAGCUUGCAGAAGAGAAUCCCGACAAUCUUUUAUUCCAGCAUCGAGGGCAGCCAGGAACCCAUGACGUUAAACUAGCGAAUUCAGUCUUGGUCUCCCUAAUAAACAGCCAGCCAACAAAGGUCCCAGUAUAUGACAAAGCACUCUUCUCCGGACAAGGCGAUCGCCUCCCAGAGCAGUACUGGACUGUUGUCAACAGCCAAGGUUCCAAACCCGCUCAAGUGGUCAUACUAGAGGGUUGGUCAGUGGGCUUUCGAUCCUUGUCAUCCGAGCAGAUAGAAGCAAAGUGGAAUGCCCCCAGUCGGACUUUAUACAAGCAUAAGCUCGAGCAUUUACUUCUUUUGAAUGAGAAACUACGACUUUACGAGGCUCUAUGGGAUUGUUUUCAUGUAUUUAUACAGAUAGACUCGGAGCAAGCAGAAUUUGUUUACACUUGGCGGCAGGAGCAAGAGGACUGUAUGAGAAUAUCGAGGGGCGAUCCGCAAGCAGGUAUGACGGCAGAGCAGGUACAGAAGUUUGUGGAUGGGUUUUAUCCAGGUUAUGAGCUCUAUACGGAGAGUUUGAGGCAGGGUUGGAAUCUUCAGAGGCCGGAAACUCAGUUGCAGAUCAUUGUUGGACUUGACAGAACAGUCAAACAAAUUAAUCGCUUAUAG
Trichoderma virens Gv29-8 is the source of this 885-nucleotide messenger RNA. RefSeq lists its product as uncharacterized. Gene Ontology annotation, biological process: SRP-dependent cotranslational protein targeting to membrane. The transcript has 2 exons. Gene Ontology annotation, molecular function: GTP binding. Bases 1 to 885 code for a protein of 294 amino acids. Gene Ontology annotation, cellular component: cytoplasm. The record is from RefSeq and is a predicted model, not a curated record. NCBI's taxonomy places the organism in Eukaryota, Fungi, Ascomycota, Sordariomycetes, Hypocreales, Hypocreaceae.